Molecule: messenger RNA, 910 nt
Organism: Protopterus annectens (West African lungfish)
Lineage: Eukaryota; Metazoa; Chordata; Ceratodontiformes; Protopteridae
Product: P2X purinoceptor 7-like
Exons: 3
Coding region: 197-910 (237 amino acids)
Source: RefSeq, a predicted model, not a curated record
UAUUAAUGUAAUGCUGUUAACAAAUUACCUCUGCCUGGCAACAGAGAUUAUCCAAGCAUACUACGUGUCUAUUUGCAUAUGAAAUUAAUCCAGUAGUAGUACACUGCAGCCUUCUCAGACCCUAAUUGCCUUCAACUAAUACAGUAUGUUUGUUUACUGAUUUCCACUUGUACUACUUUUUCAGGUUAUACGUACCAUGGAAAACAAUAACAAGAGUGGCAUUAAUCGUGUACAGACACCGGGUGCUUUCAGGACUACACAGGGACAAACACAACCUACAAUGUCAGGGAGGCAGAGGCGAGAGUCACAGCAAAAUAGGAGAGUCAGUUCUCUUGGACCAAGGCCUGCAUCCACCGGACAGAAUGCGCAAGAACAACAUGGUCUUACUUUACAGGCAAAAAUUAACAGGCUUUCCCAGGAACGCAUGUGUCAGCUGUUCACUGUUAUUGCAGAACGUAAUCCUCAACUAGUACAAGACAUUCUGGAUGAGGAUGAGUCCAUUAACAUCCCACAUGAUGAUCAACGUAAUGCCGAACUACCUCCCCCAUGGUGCCUGUGCCAUUGCUGUAGGAGUAUGCCGACUUCUAGAGAGAGAGUCUGUUGUGGCAAUGGGCCCACAAACUGUUUGUCAUUAAUUCCGGAAAUGAGUGAAAUUGUAAUACAUCAAGGUGUACUACGUGUUGCGGAUACUUACAGGCGGCCAAUUUUCGGAAUACCUGCGGAAACUGAUGAAAACCGGCGAUACAGACAUGCUUCAUAUCGGCAGUUUACGGUCUGGCGUUACGGACAACUGGGAAGCAGAGCUCGUAGAGUAAUUCCAAGUUGCUGUGUGUGGCGAAUUCGUGACCGUUAUCCCGAUGCAUUAGGACAUUAUACUGGUUUUUUACCACAUCGGAGGGGGGGGGUUUGA